AUGGCAAGGCAAAGGCAGAGACUUUCCUUUUACUUGCUCUUCAUUCCGGUCACUUUCUUCUCCGUAGCAGUCCUCCUUACCUGGAACAGUCUCGGCCUCCUCUGCUUCGCCGGCUUCAAAGUUAGGCCUGUCGCCGCCUCCAUCUCCAUCCUUGCCAUCGCCGACGGCCAACUCGUACUGUCUCCCAAUUCCUCAAAAACACAUAAAAAUCCCAACUUUCUGCACGUCUCGCGGAAAGCAUACACUAGCUCCAACUCGUACUCUGCUCCAUCUCCGCGUCCCCUCUCGUUCUCCGCUCGCGCCACCGCCUUCUUCCGCGGCCAUCCCCCCUGCGCUGCCCGUUUCCACAUGAACUGGAUCUCAAAGCACCAAAACUUUUCCCAAAAGGAGCUUCUUUCCAUUGAAAGCAUCUUCAAAUUCCACCCCCAAGCCUGCCUCCUUAUUCUAUCCUCUUCGAUGGACUCCCCUGCCGGUGCCCAGCUACUGAAACCCUUCACCUCCCUUGGUUUCCGCAUUGCGUCCAUAACCCCCGACUUUGGCUUCCUCCUCAACCAAACGCCGGCCAAACGCUGGUUCCGACGACUACAACAAGGCCGCAUCAACCCCGGCGAAGUCCCUAUAGCCCAAAACCUCUCCAACCUCCUCCGCCUCGCCGCCCUCUACAAAUUCGGCGGCAUCUACCUCGACACCGACGUCAUAGUCGUCAAGGAAUUCUCGGCUCUUCGAAACGUCAUUGGAGCUCAGACGGCCGACAUCGCCGGUAACUGGAAUCGGCUCAACAAUGCUGUUUUGGUUUUUGAUAAAAAACACCCGCUUUUGUACGAGUUCAUUACAGAAUUUGCGUUGACGUUUGAUGGGAGCAAGUGGGGUAAAAACGGACCGUACCUGGUGUCGAGGGUAGUGGAGAGAGUGAAGGGAAGGAGACGGUUUGAGUUCAGCGUAGCGCCACCGCCGGCGUUUUAUCCGGUGAGCUGGACGAAGAUAGAAGGAAUCUUUAAGAGGCCAGUAGAUAGGAUGCAUGAGAAGUGGGUGGAGGCGAAGCUGGAGAAUAUAAAGCGGGAGAGUUUCGCGGUGCAUUUGUGGAACAGGUGGAGCAGAGACAUGGCGGUGGAGGAGGGAAGCCUGAUUGGUAGAAUUUUUGCGAGUUGCUGUGUGCUCUGCAACUCUUCUUCAUCAAAUCAGCUAUCAAAAUGA
Molecule: messenger RNA, 1194 nt
Organism: Dendrobium catenatum
Lineage: Eukaryota; Viridiplantae; Streptophyta; Magnoliopsida; Asparagales; Orchidaceae
Exons: 1
Coding region: 1-1194 (397 amino acids)
Source: RefSeq, a predicted model, not a curated record